AAGCUAACCAAAUCUUGUCUUAGGUUUGAUACACAGCUGGACUAGUCAAGUUACUUGCAUAGCAUAAAAUUGGUAAAAUGGACCCACCCAGUGUCUUCAACUUAAAGGGCAAAUCGUGUACUAAUCAGGGACAUGGGUGAAAGAAAGCGUGAAAGCUUAAUUUCACCAAAUUUAUAAUUCAGUGUAGAAGAUCUUGCAGUAUCUUUGAUGAAUGGGAUCCACCACCACAAGCCUAGACACCACUUUCGUCAGUCACCAUCAAGAUAAGAAGAUGAUCGACCAUUAUUAGUGCAGCAAACAGUAACUAUGGAUGGGAGAUAAAAGGCUCAGAAAUCAUGGAAGAAACUUUAGAAUGGUUUCCAUUGUGACUAUGGAAAACUACUAUGAUUCUGGCUGGCACAUGAGCACCAGCUGGGCUCAAUGCAGUGAUCAUUCUUCUUCCUUUGCAGUUCCUACACAAAUACUUCCUCAUGCCACUGACUCUGCCUCUCUUCAAUUUGGUGAGUUCCACUCAUGGCCACUUCCCAUUGAAGGGGCCGAAGAAGAGAGAGCAAUGAGUGCUUCCAAGAGCCACAGCCAAGCUGAGAAAAGGCGCAGAGACAGAAUCAAUGCACAGCUUGCAACUCUCAGAAAACUUAUUCCCAAAUCCGAUAAGAUGGACAAGGCAGCUUUACUAGGGAGUGUGAUAGACCAUGUCAAAGAUCUAAAGAGAAAAACCAUGGAUGUUAGCAGAGCUUUCACAGUUCCAACUGAAAUUGAUGAAGUAUCAAUUGACUGUGACCAUGUAGAAGAUGAAAGCUGCACUAAAGUGAACAAAUUGAAGGAGAAUAUUGUGAUCAAAGCUUCUGUUUGCUGCGAUGAUCGACCAGAACUGUUCCCUGAACUCAUCCAAGUUCUCAAGGGCUUGAGACUGACGGCAGUUAAAGCUGACAUAGCCAGUGUAGGUGGCCGGAUCAAAAGCAUAUUGGUGCUUUGUUCUAAGGAUAGUGAAGAGGGUGUUUGCCUCACCACUCUCAAACAGUCCCUCAAAUCUGCUGUCACCAAAAUAGCUUCAUCAUCCAUGACAUCUAAUUGCCCCACCAGAAGUAAGAGGCAGAGAUUCUUCUUGCCUUCUCGUUGCCUACAGUAAUUUAAUUAUAUAUUGUAAAAUCAUUUUCAUUUGCCCCUAAGGGUCAUUUCAGUGGGGCAAUUAUUUGCUUUAUUUUUCAAUAUUUAUAUACGGAUAAGAUAUAUAGCUUUUCCAUUAGGAAGAUGAAAUCAUGAAAUAUUAGUUCUGUGCCACCGAUUAAACUAAAGUUAAAGAGUGAGAAACUAAAUCAGAGGGAAUAAUGUGUAAAAGGUUAAGUGCAGAAAACGGCGUGUGGCCUCCUCCUGCAUCAGGAAUAGAAAAGAUGCAAAUUGAUUUACCUAUCAUUCAAUUAAUAGAAUGAGUGGAUUAGUAAAAGGGUGAAUAACGUAGCAAGAGAAAAAGAAAGUAAGAGAACAGAGGAAAAGCAAGCGAUCAUUGAGUUGCUCGUUAAUUCUUAGCAGACAAAUGUUAGUGUUAAAUCACUUCAUGUUUGACUUAAAGAAUUAGAUGUGAUCAAUGCAUUCAGAAAAUAUUGGCACGUCCACUCAAGUAGUUUUCAUCUCCUCUAUCACAACACCAGAUAUUUCCUUUGUUAAUUAAUGAGGCCAAUACUGAAAAACUUUCAUGUUGUGUAAAAACAAUAUGAUAUUUCUUUAAAAUGGUUAAUGUGCCUUUUUUCUCAUUUA
Messenger RNA from Vigna angularis (adzuki bean), 1755 nucleotides. Its product is annotated as transcription factor bHLH51. The coding region runs from base 311 to 1129 and encodes 272 amino acids. The transcript is spliced from 4 exons. The record is from RefSeq and is a predicted model, not a curated record. Gene Ontology annotation, biological process: regulation of DNA-templated transcription. NCBI's taxonomy places the organism in Eukaryota, Viridiplantae, Streptophyta, Magnoliopsida, Fabales, Fabaceae. Gene Ontology annotation, molecular function: protein dimerization activity; DNA-binding transcription factor activity.